Symbiodinium natans is the source of this 693-nucleotide messenger RNA. Lineage: Eukaryota; Dinophyceae; Suessiales; Symbiodiniaceae. The record is from the annotation of a GenBank genome assembly.
AUGGUCACGCCACCGAAAAAAGCAACUGCCCAAAUUGGUCCGGUUAACUUGGAGCCACCUGCAAAGCCCAGCUGCCUGCAAGCAACCUUGGCAUUCGUGUCAUCCCAGUCAUUGUCGCAAAUGGAGCCCCAUUCCCCAUUGACUCCCACCUCCGGCCUGCCGUGUUCAGCAGAGCCUCCUGCGAGCCUCAAGCUCACCCUGAUGCUCGUCAGCGUGGUGGAAGUGGUGCUGGAUGCUGUCGAUGAAGUCGAGGUCGAAGAGGCUGAGGUACUGGAUGAAGUCGAAGUGAGCGUGGCGGUGGUGCUGCUGGAAGUGCUGUAUAGUGACGAAAAGAGUUGGUACUGGAUUAAGUGGAAGUCAGUGUGGCGGUGGUGCUGCUGGAUGUACUGGAUAGUGUCGAAGUCAGCGUGGCGGUGCUGCUGCUGGAUGUACUGGAUGGGGCUGCUGUCCCCACUGGGAGUAGUAAAACGAGUGUCAAGCUACGAUGGACGGCACGUCGCUGACAAAGCAACGGGAAGCAGAUCAUCGCUCGAGGCUCGCCAUCCCUGUGAGGCUUUGCAGAACAGCUGCUAUGGGCGAAGGGGUACUAAGCAAGGGAUUACACAGGGCUUCCUCCCCUACACCAAACAUUGGCACAACGUUCUCAAUAUCGGUCGUAGUCUGGCUCUUCUCUUCCACUGGCUAGAAAGAUGA